Molecule: messenger RNA, 1231 nt
Organism: Pelobates cultripes (western spadefoot toad)
Lineage: Eukaryota; Metazoa; Chordata; Amphibia; Anura; Pelobatidae
Source: the annotation of a GenBank genome assembly
AUGAUGGCGUUAACACCGACCCAACCACAGAGUACGUCCAAUGCACCCCGGCACACUGGUAAGACAUGAUGUUCAGAGUGAAAGUUGUAAUUGUGCAUUUUCCUAACUUUUAAUUCACAUCAAACUGUGAACUCACUCAAAAUACUUCUGUGUAGUUUAUGUUUGCAUAAUUAAAUCCAUAAUCAAAAUUGUACAUAGUCUGUAUAUACUGCUAUUUAAAUUUCAUUGUGUUUUGAGCUUCUCUUGUACGUAUAUUGUGUUUAUUGAGUUUAUGUUAAUUUGUGUUUAUACUGUUCUUUUGUGUUACAUCUGUUCUUUAUUUACAUUAUGUUAGCUAAUAUAUAUCCACCUAUUUUUUUGUACCAAUUGCUAAAAAAAAAAGACUAUUCUGGUCUUUUGUAUAUUCCAGGUGAAAUGAGACGGUCGCAGCUGGAUUUGCGCACAGUCAUGGAGGAUAUGCGGGCAGCAGAGGAAAGGCAGCAGGAAGGGAUGGAGAACCUUUCUGAGCAGUGGUUUCAGGCACUGCGUCAGGAUGCCCAGGAAGCUAUGUGCCAGGAGGCAGAAAUCGCCCGGCAGCAGAUGGAGCAGUUGACUACCUUGGGCAGCUUGUUCAGGUGCUGGGAGGCAGUUGUGAUCCCAGGCCAUCGCUCAGGCAGUAGUACCUUUCAGCCAGCACAGGACCUGUACACUUUUUUUUUUUUGUAAAAAUAUUUUGUUUGGUUUUUCUUAAAACGGUUUAUUUGUAAAUAUAUUUUUUUAAUUUUUACUUGUUAGUAUAUUUUGAAAGAAUACUUUUUUGUGGAAUAAAAAACAGGAGAGACUUUGGGUGUGUAUGAUUAAAUGUAAAACUUUAAUAAAACUUUAAUAAAAUCAGGGUAAGAAAUUAAAUGUUGAGGUGCCGCAACAGAGCCUGACAUAUUUCACUGCACUCUUCUUCGCUAUCCUGUGCAAUUACCCGUACGGGCUCUUCUGCAGGCGUAUUCCAAUCCUGGUGGAAGUCUUCUCCAUGACUUUCACAAAGAUUAUGAAGAGCACAGCAAGUAAGCACCAUGGAUUUGACAAGUUCAAUGUCACCGUCAUUCCCCUUCAUAAGACAACGCCACCUACCCUUAAGUCUUCCGAAUGCAUUUUCAACUACGACCCGUGGCCUGGAUGUUUUCUUGUUGUAGGUUUGUUGUUCCGGUGUCAGGUGGCCAUUGUCAGGAAAUGGUUUCAGGAGCCAAUUUUGUAA